GCAUUCCUGGUGAAUGCUGUAUACUUUAAAGGGCAAUGGGAGACGCGAUUUUCAACCGAGAUGACACAGCAAGACACGUUCCAUGGCACAAAGGGAGAGAGAGAGGAAUUAUUCAUGUCACAACAUGCACUCAGGAACUGUCGUUAUAUGACUGGCCAUGGAGCUCAGGUGUUAGCAUUGCCGUACAAGGACAAAGACUAUGAAUUUGUCAUUUUCCUGCCAUCGGAAGAUGUAAAAUUUGAAGACUUCCGUGCUGGUUUGACUGGUCAAAUAAUGAAAGAAUUACUGGAGCAGGCCGGCAAAGAAACGAAUGGCGUCAACAUCAGAAUUCCAAAGUUCAAGGUGACAUCGCAGCCGCAGAUAAAGAAAAUGCUACAAGAACUAGGCAUCAACCAUCUUUUCAGCGAUCAUUGCGAUUUGAAAGGUCUUUCCGAGAAGGAAGAUCUUUGCAUCAAUGAUGUCAUUCACAAGGCGGUUGUUGAGGUUUGCUAUAGUUUGUUCUUUUCAUAA
Messenger RNA from Strongylus vulgaris, 510 nucleotides. The record is from the annotation of a GenBank genome assembly. Lineage: Eukaryota; Metazoa; Nematoda; Chromadorea; Rhabditida; Strongylidae.